Molecule: messenger RNA, 477 nt
Organism: Homalodisca vitripennis (glassy-winged sharpshooter)
Lineage: Eukaryota; Metazoa; Arthropoda; Insecta; Hemiptera; Cicadellidae
Exons: 1
Coding region: 1-477 (158 amino acids)
Source: RefSeq, a predicted model, not a curated record
AUGCUGGAACAGUACUCGAGGAAGGAUAACGUAGAAGUCAGCGGGCUACCUGUCACCCAAAACGUGGACGUCUUCGAUGUGGUGAGGGACCUCGGAGCUGCGGUGGGUGUGGACAUCCAACAGCAGGACAUCUCAACAGCGCACCGUGUUCCUUCAUACCAGAGAGACCGCAUCCCGUCACUGGUAGUGAAGUUUGUGAGGAGAGCAACCCGGAACAAACUCAUCGAAAAAUACAGGCAGAAGAAAACAGCGAUGACAGCCAGAGACGUCAACCCUGCUUUACCGAUGCGAAGGAUUUACAUCAACGAACACUUGUCGCCGGAUAAUAAGGUAUUCUUGUCAAAGUUGAAAACAAAAUGUAAAGAAAUAGGUUUCAUGUACGCAUGGUGCAGGGACGGAAAGUUCUUUGUCAGAAAGUGUAAGGGUGAGAGAUACAUAAAAAUAGACUCGUACAAAGAUUUGGAAAAGCUCAAGUAA